Messenger RNA from Anguilla anguilla (European eel), 2239 nucleotides. It is a transcript of the gene actr8, whose product is annotated as actin related protein 8. The coding region runs from base 142 to 2025 and encodes 627 amino acids. The transcript has 13 exons. The record is from RefSeq and is a predicted model, not a curated record. Gene Ontology annotation, biological process: regulation of DNA-templated transcription; double-strand break repair. NCBI's taxonomy places the organism in Eukaryota, Metazoa, Chordata, Actinopteri, Anguilliformes, Anguillidae. Gene Ontology annotation, cellular component: Ino80 complex.
CCGGGUAAAUUACUGGAUAGUCCAUCGUAUUCACAUGACAACAGCGCUUCUUGUGCAGCUAGCACAGAACUGGCUACUGGUCUAGUAGUUUUGCGGUAGGGAUGCUUAAUUCUUAAGUUUCCAUUUUCUCUAACAAUCGAAAUGACACAAGCGGAGAGAGAACAAGAAAAUGGAAAAGAGAAAGAAAAGGAACGUGAAAAGGAGAAAGAGAAGGAGCAGCGUGGCGUAAAAAGGCCGAUAGUUCCACCCGUCAUCCCGGAGCCUCUUCAAGAGCAAAUCCAGAGUAAUUUCGUCGUCGUGAUACAUCCUGGUUCGAAAACACUGAGGAUUGGACGAGCCACGGAUACCCUUCCCGCAACCAUUCCUCAUGUUAUUGCGCGAAGGCAAAAGCAAAGUGGACUGCCCCGGUACGAGGACCCUUGGCUCAUGAGAGAAGGCCUUAACAGGCCAGAAAGUAAUGAGCAGAGGCAGAAUGGUCUUAAAAUGGUUGACCAGGCCAUUUGGUCAAAGAAAAUGUCCAAUGGAGUGAGAAGAACUCCAGUCUCUGCUGAGCAAGCAAGGUCAUACAACAGACAAAUACGACCAGCAGUCCUGGACACCAGCCCUCGAGUGAAGUGGACCAACACAACUCAACACCCUGAGUUUCUGGUGGGGGAAGAGGCGCUGUACGUGAACCCUGCAGACUGCUACAGUGUUCACUGGCCCAUCUGCCGGGGCCAACUGAACAUUCACAGCGGCCCUGCUGGCUCUCUCACAGCUGUGCUGGCUGACUUGGAGGCCAUAUGGUCCCACGCUAUACAGAAGUUUCUGGAAAUCCCUCUGAAAGAUCUAAAGUAUUACAGAUGCAUCCUGUUGAUCCCUGACAUCUACAACAGACAGCAUGUAAAGGAACUGGUGAACAUGCUUCUUGUGAACAUGGGCUUUUCAGCCAUUGUGGUUCACCAGGAGUCAGUGUGUGCCACAUUCGGCAGCGGGCUGAGCAGCGCCUGUGUGGUGGACGUGGGGGAUCAGAAGACCAGCCUGUGCUGUGUUGAAGAUGGCGUGUCCCAUAGGAACUCCAGGCUGUGUCUGGCAUACGGAGGCUCUGAUGUGACCCGAUGCUUCUUCUGGUUGCUGCAGAGAGCUGGUUUUCCCUACAGGGAUUGCCAGCUGUCAAACAGAAUGGACUGCAUCCUGUUACAGCAGCUAAAGGAGACCUUCUGUCACCUGGACCAGGACAUCUCGGGCCUUCAGGAGCAUGAAUUUAGAACACGGUUCCCGGACUCUCCAGCUUUGCUGUACCAGCUUCGACUUGGUGAUGAAAAACUACAGGCUCCGAUGGCGUUGUUCUACCCCGCCACCUUUGGGAUUGUGGGGCAGAAGAUGACUGCCCUGCAGCAUCGCUCCCAGGGUGACCCCGAGGAUCCUCAUGAUGAGCACUACCUGCUGGGAACCCAGAGCAAGCAGGACCAGUCCUCCAAGGCAACAGCAGAGCGCAAGGCUUUAGCCAAGCCCUCUGGCUUUGACGGGGAGUCCUGCAGCCAGGGCACCGACCCCUCGGAACGAGGCCACGCCCAGGACAUGGAGCUGGGACAGGCCCAGGGCGACUGCCUGCUGGGAGGGGCUGACAUGGAGGAACCCCCCUCGGCUCUUCUGUCCCGAAAGACUGCCGUGACACAGUUUGAGGGCAAAGCCCUGGGCCUGGACAAGGCCAUCCUGCACAGCAUUGACUGCUGCGCAUCGGAUGAGACCAAGCGGAAGAUGUACAGCUCCAUCCUGGUGGUGGGCGGCGGCCUGAUGUUCCACAGGGCUCAGGAGUUCCUCCAGCACCGGAUCCUCAACAAGAUGCCCCCCUCCUUCCGCAGGGUGGUGGAGAAUGUGGAGGUCAUCACGCGCCCCAAGGACCUGGACCCCCGGCUGAUCGCCUGGAAAGGGGGUGCGGUCUUGGCCUGUCUGGACACCACCCAGGAAAUGUGGAUCUACCAGCGGGAGUGGCAGCGUUUCGGCGGGCGCAUGCUGAGGGAGAGGGCGGCGUUCGUCUGGUAAUCCAUUGAGCUGACUGUACCGGAACUCGCACCCAGUCCAUUUUUAUACCAUGUACAUUUGCUGUAUAUCAGAAUGGAACUGUAUUUUAUUCAUUACCUGUCUAGUUUAUUUUUCAAAGUCCAUUCCGAGCGACGUUAUAUUGUACAGGAAUUUGUGUAUAUACCAGCUUUUGAAUUUUUUUCUCUUGAAAAUUAAAGCUUUUCUUGUUGUAUUA